AUGGCCGCUCAGUCAACCCUUCGUCGCCCGGAGGACCCCCUCCUCGCGCUUUACGUACAUUAUUCGGACUUGAUUCGCGCUCGAAUUCGCCGUACCACACCGACCACCCGUCUCAUUGCCACGAUCAGCUUAUUACUAUCUAUCAUCGGCUCGGGAUAUGGAGGAUAUAACUGGCUUCGGCAGCGGGCAAAGGAUCGCGCCCAGGGUCGCCGGCUACUGCGUCGAAAUUCUGGAAUCCGAGGCAAAGAUGGCUCUCGCACCAUAUAUGUCCCUUACAAAGAUUCACGUACAUCCAAGGUCAUAAUACAUCCCACGAAGCCGACCACCUUUGAUGCUCAUCGUCGACUGUUCUUGAACCCUCCGGCAUCCGCAAGGAGUAUUGAGGAGGGAUCAACAAAUCAAAUACCACCACCUACAACGAAACCCGGCUUGAAUCUAGCAUUUUUGCACCAGUUUCUCAGCCUGGGUAGUAUCAUGGUCCCGCGAUGGGGCAGUAAAGAGACUGGUUUACUCAUGGGCCAUGGCUUAUUUCUCCUACUGAGAACAUAUCUAUCUCUACUGAUCGCGCGGCUAGAUGGUGAGAUUGUUCGAGAUCUGGUGGCCGGCAAAGGACGGGCUUUUAUGUGGGGUAUCCUGAAGUGGUGUGGAAUCGGAACCCUUGCCUCCUACACGAAUGCCAUGAUCAAGUUCCUCCAGUCCAAGGUGUCAAUCGCCUUUCGAACCCGCCUUACGAGAUACAUUCACGACCUGUACCUGACUGAUAAUGACAACUAUUACAAAUUGAUGAAUUUGGAUGGAGGAAUCGGACAAGGUUCCGAUCAAUUUAUCACACAAGACCUGACGCUGUUCUGCUCUGCUGCGGCGUCACUAUACUCAUCUAUGGGAAAGCCCUUGGUUGAUCUUUUUGUGUUCAACUACCAGCUUUAUCGCUCUUUGGGACCACUUGCAUUGAGUGGAAUUCUCGCCGGGUAUUUCAGCACAGCGGUAAUACUCCGCAAGCUGUCACCACCUUUUGGCAAGCUCAAGGCAGUCGAAGGCAAGAAAGAGGGUGAUUUCCGUGGCCUUCACUCUAGAUUAUUGGCUAAUGCUGAAGAGAUCUCAUUCUAUGGCGGUGCCGAUACUGAGCGAGUCUUCUUGGUAAGAAGUUUCAAAGAUCUCCAGCGCUGGAUGGAAGGGAUUUACAGCCUGAAAAUUCGGUAUAACAUGCUGGAAGAUAUCAUCUUGAAGUACUCAUGGUCAGCAUUCGGGUACCUGAUUACCUCAUUACCAAUCUUCCUUCCUGCUUGGGGUGGCGCAGGCGGUGCCAUGGAGAUGGUCGAUGUUCCGGAAGGCAUGGGCCGUGAACGAAGUCGCAUGAAAGAUUUCAUCACCAAUAAGCGCCUGAUGCUCUCGCUGGCGGAUGCCGGUGGUCGUAUGAUGUACAGCAUCAAGGAUAUCUCGGAGCUUGCCGGUUACACCUCACGCGUCUACACACUCAUCUCCACCUUGCAUCGGGUUCAUGCUAGCGCUUACUAUCCAUCUCGUGGAUCGCACCCAGAGCUCUACUCUCUCGCCGAUUCUCAAGGCACGAUACAUAAUGGAUUUGAUGGAGUUCGUUUGGAACAGGUGCCCAUCGUUACUCCUUCUCUCUAUCCCAUGGGUGGUGAUGAAUUGAUUGAAUCUCUGUCAUUCAUUGUUCAUUCCGGUGACCACCUUCUUAUCUCUGGGCCAAAUGGUGUGGGCAAGUCGGCCAUUCCCCGUAUCGUCGCAGGCCUCUGGCCCGUUUACAGGGGACUGGUCAGCCGUCCACGCGGGUUUGGCCUGGAUGGAAUCAUGUUCCUCCCCCAACGACCAUAUCUGAGCGUUGGUACUCUACGAGACCAGGUGAUCUAUCCUCAUACCGAGAUUGACAUGCGGGAAGCUGGCGAGUCAGAUUCAAAUCUGCAGAAGAUUCUUGAUGCCGCACAUCUGGGCUACCUUCCCAAACGCGAAGGUGGCUGGGACGCUCGCAAGGAGUGGAAGGAUGUCUUGAGUGGUGGUGAGAAGCAACGUAUGGGCAUGGCCCGACUCUUCUAUCAUGAACCACGAUAUGCCUUCCUCGAUGAGGGAACCUCGGCAGUCUCUUCUGACGUCGAGGGUCUUUUGUAUGAGCGUGCGAAAGAGCGUGGUAUCACCCUUAUCACCAUCUCCACCCGCGCAUCAUUGAAGAAAUAUCACACUUUCAAUCUCAGCCUUGGUAUGGGGGAGGAGGGAGAUCAAUGGGAGUUCGAGAGGAUUGGAACCGAGAAAGAGAAGCUUGGCGUUGAGAAGGAGCUGCAGGAACUGCGGAAGCGUCUUGAUAAGGUUGAUGAAUGGAAGCAGCGUCGUGAGGAGAUCGAGCAGGAGCUUUGUAAAGUCUGGACGAGCGAGGGAGAGAUUGCUCCUCCACCAUAUGAGGAAGAUCCUCUCGCUGUCCAUGAUGCUCCAGAGGUUGAGACCGCAAACUAA
This is a messenger RNA of Penicillium malachiteum, 2466 nucleotides long. RefSeq names its product putative peroxisomal ABC transporter (PXA1) (gene pxa1). Bases 1 to 2466 code for a protein of 821 amino acids. Gene Ontology annotation, molecular function: ATP hydrolysis activity; ATP binding; ABC-type transporter activity. The record is from RefSeq and is a predicted model, not a curated record. NCBI's taxonomy places the organism in Eukaryota, Fungi, Ascomycota, Eurotiomycetes, Eurotiales, Aspergillaceae. Gene Ontology annotation, biological process: peroxisome organization; long-chain fatty acid import into peroxisome; fatty acid beta-oxidation. Gene Ontology annotation, cellular component: peroxisomal membrane. The transcript has a single exon.